Messenger RNA from Cicer arietinum (chickpea), 1456 nucleotides. Its product is annotated as mitochondrial phosphate carrier protein 3, mitochondrial-like. Gene Ontology annotation, biological process: mitochondrial phosphate ion transmembrane transport. Gene Ontology annotation, molecular function: phosphate transmembrane transporter activity. NCBI's taxonomy places the organism in Eukaryota, Viridiplantae, Streptophyta, Magnoliopsida, Fabales, Fabaceae. The record is from RefSeq and is a predicted model, not a curated record. Gene Ontology annotation, cellular component: mitochondrial inner membrane.
UAUUAAGAUCAUAGAAGCCAAUUUGGAACCAAAUUAAUCCUAGGAAUCGGGAAACUAUAAAUAAAUAAACAAAACUAUUUUCGUUUGUUUUCUUCAAAACUUCACUCUUUUGUGAAUUCUAUUUUUUUUCUUUCAUGGCUCACUAUUCUCUUAUACCCAACUUCCUCUACUCUUCCACCUCAUCGUCGCGACGAACGAAGAUCGUGGAAGAUGUUUUCACCGAUGUAGCGGUGGAAUCUUUGAAGUUUAUGAUACCGUCUCCCAGUGAAUCUGGGAGAAGGGAGAUAAAGAUGUUUUCACCAGCUUAUUAUGUUGCUUGUGGUGUUGGUGGAAGUAUAUGUUGUGGUUUUACUCACAUGCUUGUUACACCACUUGAUGUUGUUAAAUGCAAUAUGCAGAUUGAUCCUGUGAAGUACAAGAAUAUAUCCUCUGGAUUUAGAGUUACGCUAAAGGAACAAGGAGUUAGGGGGUUAUACAAAGGAUGGGCACCUACAUUUCUUGGUUACAGUGCACAAGGUGCUUUCAAAUAUGGACUGUAUGAAGUGUUCAAGAAGUACUAUUCUGAUGUUGCUGGAGCAGAGUAUGCCACAAAGUAUAAGACAUUAAUCUACCUUGCUGGAUCAGCUUCAGCUGAAGUUAUUGCUGAUGUUGCACUUUGUCCAUUUGAAGCAAUGAAGGUUAGAGUUCAAACUCAACCUGGUUUUGCUAGAGGGAUUUCUGAUGGGUUACCUAAAUUGCUCAAAUCGGAAGGUGUCUCAGGGUUGUACAAGGGAAUGGUGCCCCUUUGGGGAAGACAAGUUCCAUAUACAAUGAUGAAGUUUGCUUCUUAUGAGAACAUUGUUGAGAUGAUAUACAAACAUGUGGUCCCCACACCAAAGAAUGAUUGCAGCAAAAGCCUACAACUUGGUGUGAGUGUUGUGGGUGGAUAUUUAGCUGGCAUAUUAUGUGCUGUUGUCUCUCAUCCUGCAGAUAAUCUCGUCUCUUUCCUCAACAGUUCCAAUGGAGCAACCGUUGCUGAUGCUGUAAAGAAGUUGGGAUUAUGGGGUAUGUGUACACGUGGUCUCCCUAUUCGUAUUCUUAUGGUGGGAACUCUAACAGGAGCUCAAUGGGGAAUUUAUGAUGCGUUCAAAGUUUCUGUGGGACUACCAACCACAGGUGGAGUUGCUCCUGCUGCUGUUCCUGCUUCUUAGCUUUCAAAAGGUUUAAAAUGUCAAAUGCACAAGUUAAGAUACAAAUGAUUACCAAAGCUAAAGAGAAUCUUUUUUUGAGUAAUUAGUAAGUUUAUUAUUUUAUAAUUAGAAUUUGUAGAGAUUUGGUAAAAGAUUGUAUGUAAUAAGAGUCUCUCUUACAAUAGUAUUAGUAUGUAAUCACAAGUUUUGAUCUAUUCAUAUGAUUAUGGAUGGAAGAGCCGUACCAAAUACCAAAAUAACAAAUGAAGAAUUUGAUUUUUUUUUUU